GGUGGGGCGGGGCCUGCAGAGCCCGGAGCGGCUCCCGGGAGGGAGGCUGAGGGAGCGCGCGCGCGGGGCCUGGCCGCUGGGGAGACGUGGUUCCGUGAAGCUGGGGCUCUGGCUUGCUGCCUCCCUGCAGCCAUGCACUCCCUCGUGUUCCUCUGUGCACAGAAGGUGGUUUCCCAUCACUCCACGGUGCACGGUGCCUUGGAGUUCAUCCCAAAGGAGUUGUAUCCAGUCUUGUUCAAAGCAGCUUUCAUGAACAAGAAGACCCUCGUGCUGCAAGAUCUGGUGCAGACAUGGCCUUUCCCAGUACUGAGUUUCCAGAAGCUUUUGCGGAAGUGUCAGCAUUGUGACCGUGCUCUGCUCCAGGAAAAGCCCAACAAGCUAUGUGUGCAGACUGUCAUCCUGGGAGUGGUGGCCUACCUGAAUGAGGCUCUUGAAGACAGACUCCACAGCCAAAGCAAGAGGCAGCGCCUGCAGGUUCUGGACAUGACAGGGCUUCAGGAUGAUGGAAUAGACCAGGGCCCAGAAAGCAUGAGCCUGUGGUCCAGGACAGUGACCCUGGCAAAAGCCUGCAUCGACAUUUCCAAACACCAGAGCAAGUGCACGAAGCGCACCCCAAAGCGGAGGAAGGGCCCCUACAGCAGCUCGGUGGCUCUGCUGCCACCACAGCCUGUGUCUGUGGAAGUCCACGUGGAUCUUUUUGUGAACAGCACCUCUUAUGGAGUCCUUAAAGAUGCCUUGCAGAAUAAUGCCAACAGCAUGCUGCGGCUGAAGUGCCGGGAUUUCCGGGCUGAGGAGCUGCCCAUUGCAAGUACCGUGGGGCUCCUGGAGUUCCUGGAUCCCACGGGUGUUCGGCAGGUAGAUUUGAGAUUCAAUAACCUGGGGCUGUCUGGCCUGAGGGUGAUUCUCCCGCACAUGGCAAAAUUCACCAAUCUGGUCAGCCUGAAGCUGCCCUACAGCAACAUUGAUGUAAGACGGCUCUCAGCGGGGAUGGAAGGAAGCCUCCACUACUUCGCCACCCAGCUCAGUAGAUUGUCCUGUCUCAAGGAGCUGAAUUUGGGCUCCUCCAGGCUUUCCGGAAAACUAAGGCAACUGCUGGGCGAUUUGCAGGGUCCCUUGGAAAGCCUGGAGCUGGCCUUCUGCUACCUGCUCCCCAAUGACCUCGCCUAUCUUUCCCAAAGUCUUCACACCCCCACCCUGAAGAAGCUAGACCUCAGCGGCAACAACUUGUCUGACUCGCUUCUCCAGCCCUUCCAGCAUCUCCUAGAAGAGGCCUCCUCAUCCCUGCUCCACCUGGACAUCAUGGAGUGUCGCCUGAUGGAUAUCCAUCUGGAGUCGCUUCUCCCCGCCCUGUGCCGCUGCUCUCAACUUCGCUACCUGGGGGUGUUUGGCAACCCCCUCUCUACACGGGGGCUGAAGAACUUGCUGCAGAGGACCAUGGGCCUAUUGUACUUGCAGCUCGUCAUUUACCCCUACCCUGUGGAUUGCUACAGUGAGAACCUGCCAUGGCCCCCCACCUCCUCUAACCUCUUGAAUGGUUCUGUGGAUGAAGAGAAGUUUUCCAGGGUGAGUGCUGAGCUGCAACAGAUGCUGCUGACUGCCAGCAGGACCGAUGCCAUCUGGACCACGAACUUAUGCAGGCACAAUACCUUAGAUUAUUUUAAUUUGUAGCUCACCAGGAAUGCAAAACUAAGGAGAAAACAAACUGAUCAGGCUGAUCAUUUUUAAUGCCCCUUCAAAGUUGAGCGGUUCAGUGGACACAGCAACAACAUGUUUAUACACGUUUUUAACAACAUCUGUUUAGUGCAUGAAUUCAAAUGGAAGUUCUCUUCUCCCCUUCUGCACUCCAUUCAGUAAAGCUGAGAUUAAAGCUGCCAGGCUCUAUGCCUCUUUAUCCAUGGCUUAUCCCAGAUAGUGCCGUUGCUAUCCUGUCUUGCUGUGCCUGUGACCCCCUUACCGCAUGUAGCUUCUUACGUGCCCCUUACAUGACUCUUACGUAGCCCUGCAGAAUUCUUAGCAAAGUGUACUAGCCACAGUACAUAUGCAGCAGCCCAACAAUUAGAAGGCCCUUCUCAAAACACCGAUCCGUUCCUAGCUUCUGAGCAGUCUGCUCCUCUUUCCCUGCAUGGAUUACCUCAUCUGAAAACCCCUCUCUCCACUUUUCUUCUAAUGUAUCCCAUCAUUCUCUCACACGUGUGCAGAGGGCUUAGAAAUUUUACCAGUCAUGUAGCAGCCAGAGCACUAAACCCACUAGCCAGACAGAUGUGAAAGGUGGGGAGACCUAUAUUUAGGGACAACUCUACUAUAUUCCCGCUCGGCUGCUGCAAGUGAGGUGUCUUGGGUUACUCUCUCCUUCCCCCAGCCUUCACUUUGGAGUCCUCCUGUGAACUGAAUAUUUCUUCCAUCUCUGCUGUUGCAUGGAACUUUCCUAAGAUUCAACAAAAUAAAAUUGGCCCAGUUCUUAUCUAUUUCCCAGCUGCUUGCAGAGUAUAGUAGUGGUGAGACUGACAACACCGCUGUCGGUUUUCACUGCUGCGGGUGCGUGGAAGAUCUGAGUACCAGCAGAGGCAUUGGCGUGGUAUGCAGACUGACUGUUCACACUCCGCUUGUAUGCAGAAAGCUUCUUCACAACAGAGAAGGCUAGAAACUUACUUUUUUUUUUUUUUUAAAUGAGAGCUUAGAUCCUGCAGAAGAUGAUUCAUGCUCCCUGGUAUACUUACCAGCAUGGGCAUGUGGAGUUUUUCAGCUUGGUGUAGGGGCUGAGUCUCCCUUCCCCUUCCCUACGCUCUCACUUCUUCUCCGUUUGAAGAAUACUUUCUCUGGAAAGCCUCGUUACCUGGCCGAAGUAGGUAGUGUUACAGUCACAGCCAAGGCUGAAGUCCUGUUCUCUCCACUGAGACGCACUUCUCCUCUAAACAUUUUGUCCUCCUCUCCCUAUCUCUCUGGCUUGGCACACACCCAAUACUUCAUCUCCCUGGUCGAUCUAUCCACUCGCUCCAACCUCUAUGGGGACAGCUUUUGCUGAUCCCUCUUGGCUUCUUCUCCAUUCAGCUUCUGGUCUCCUAUUGCCUUGAAUAUCAGACUUUUGGUGUAAAAGCCCCUUUGCUUGGAACUCAAACUAGAACUUUUACUAAGUACUACAAAAUAUCCAAUAGGGAACAAUCCUGUAUUAGCUGAGAGGGACAUAAUAGAUCUCUUCCAUCUACCUUAUGCUCUCGGCUUCUGCACACCAUUCCAUACUCAAGCCGUGCAGCUAUCCAGUUCCCUUAUGGGGUGGGUUUAUUGCUACCUGUCUAACUUAUGUCUGGUACUGGCUUCUUUUUUCCCUCAUUUGUAAAAUCCCACAAGGUUACUUUCAUGGCCCUCUGCCCUAUCUACCUGCAUAGUCAUCUUAUCACUCCCUUCUAGCUUUAACUCAGGCUGAUUAUACUCUACUGCACAUAACUUGACACCUUCAACGAUCCCUCUCUUGACCAGUUAAACUUCUGGGCUCAUUUAAACUCCCAUCAGCUUAAAGUCUUCAAGCCCCACCUGUUUCUCUUGGGCAGGAGGACCUCCCUCCCAUCCAACUCCAUUUCCCCUCUUGACACACACUUGUGGUUUGUUUCUGCUAUCUGUAACUUUGGCAUCGGACUCUGAACUCUCCUCUCCUUCCCACCUCCUCUAUGGCUGCAUAUUUGCUUAGAUAAACUUCUUUGAUCUGGCCACUUAGAGGGAAUAAUCGUGCCCAAUGGGGGGUUAAUUUUGUGUGAGACUGCCCAGCUAAGGGACUUUGAAAGCUAGUAACUCAUUCCUUCAGCACAUUACCCUUGUCAGUUUUACCUGGGCUGCCCCUCUGCUUAAAUUCUCCUGUUACUUUAGCCAGUGAAUGCAGCCCCUCUCCAAAAUCCACUCACAUCUGUAUAUAUCCUCUGUUUAUCAACCCCAUCCUCAAACAACUCCACUAGAUCCUUGAGCGUUCAAGAUCCAUUUAAAAAUAUACUUUGUACUAACCUUACCCGGCCACUUUAUCUCACAUUACUCCCCCUUCCCUGCCUGUGUAAAGCUGGCCGCCUCUCUGGCCCUUCACACAGUCUCCAUACUCCAAUCUCUCUUCAGAUGAAAGAUACUCUACAAGAUAAAGUGUCUUAUGACCUGGGGACUUUCUCACUGGAACAACUCUUUAACUAGCUGCCCUUUGGCAGAGGUCACUCUGCUGCUGGACACACUUGUUUGAAUCAAGACUUGUCUUGGAGCCACUGUCUCUUUCUACCACCCCGCUCUGUCCCAGUGACGUGGAAAACAAGUACAAUGUCGCAUUCACAGUGAUGACAUCGCUGCAGGAGCCGCUAGCAACACGGUGUGAGCGCAAAGCCCUGGUUUCAAUAACAGCGCUUUGGCCAUUAGAAUCAUAGACAUGUAGGGCUGGAAGGGACCUUGGGAAAUCAAGUCCAGUCCCCUGCACUAUGGCAGGACCAAGUAAACCUAGACAAUCCCUGACAGGUGUAUGUCCAACCUGUGUUUAAAAUCUUCCAAUGAUGGGGGAUUUUAACAACCUCCCUUGGAAGCCUGUUCUAGAGCUUAACUGUAGAGUUAAGUUAGAGUUAGAAAGCUUUUCCCAAUAUCUCACCUAAAUCUGCCUUGCUGCAGAUUAGGCCCAUUACUUCUUGUCCUACCUUCAGUGGACAUGGAGAACACUUGAUCCUCAUUCUUUUUAUAGCCACCUUUAACAUAUUUGAAGACUGGUAUCAGGUCCCCCAUCAGUCCGCUUUUCUCAAGACUAAACAUUUUAUUUAUUUAACCUUUCUUUUUACCUCAGGCUUUCUAAACCUUUGGUCAUUUUUGUUGCUCUCCUCUGGACGCUCUCCACGUUGUCCCCAUCUUUCCUGAAGUGUGGCGCCCAGACCUGGACACAGUAGUCCAAGUGUUACUAUGUGUGGGGCGAAUAAAGUGAGAAGAGAUUAGUGUUUGAAGGCGAUGGGUGGCAGGCUGGCUCCCUCUUCCCUAACUCCCCUAGCAGUGUGCCCUGAGCCCCAGGGGGUCUCCAGAGCUCUUAACACUUUAGAGGGGGGAAGUCACCUUUGAGGGUAUGCUGCUAGUCUUGUCUAUCUGCCCAAGCUGGGAAGCGUGCUCCCAGCUCUGGUGCAGCUGUAUCCUAAGUGUGUCUUCCUCUCUGUAUGUCAGCUCCCAUCUCCUCCUCCUCCCACCCUUGGCCUUGCCCACCUACCCCUCCCUCCUUCAUCUCCUCCUGCUUACUUCUCCACACCCUUUCAUGCUGCCCCCUAAGCCUAGAACAGUCCCCAUUAUUGACUCCCCUCAAAUCUGACAUCUUUGGGCACCUCCAGUCACUCAUCAUCUCUGCAGCCCCCUCUAUUCCUGUCCUCACGCCUGCUCUUAAGAGAUGAAGCUCACUCUCUUGCCUAGCAAUCUGCCCUGUCCCCUCUGGUCUGUCUUUUCACCAUGUCUAUUUCAGAUCCAUGGAGCAGGCACUUUUGGUGGCUGUGCACAUCAACUGUACUAGACCCCUCUACAGCAAUUAAAUAAUCUUUUUCAUUCCCUUUCCGUCAUGGACUACUAUGAGCCUCUCACUCUAGCCGAAGGCAGUGGUGGCUACUGAUGGUUCAACCAGUGUUUUAUUUUUGGAAAUGAUCUUGCAUUUGUACAGCACCCUCUCAGCUAGAAAGAUCUCACGGUGUUUUGCCAACUACAUACGAGAGAUUGUCUCAUCUGUUGACGACAUGCAGCCACCUCUGGGGUGAAACACAUUCAACAGUGCAACAACACGUUAGGACACAAGCAAAGAAUGCUGUGUCCAUUUAAAUCAGAGGAGGGGAUUCAGGGAGGCAGAAAGUAAUUGCAGGAGGUGGAAUUUGAUCAGUACACUGGUGUUUUGACGUUUGGAGAAAGCACUGUGAGAAAUCAGCAGGAUCCUGGUUUUAUGUGUCCUUGGAAAAGGGAUUGCCAUAUUUCCAGCUGCGAGUGAAGUCUACAAUAGCCAACUUCUCCAACCACUGAAAUGGUAGGAGGGAACUAGCCCUUCGCAUCUCAAACAGGUGGGUCAGGGUAGAAGAGAGAUUCCUCACAUCCGCAGAUCAUUGCCGGAGAAACCAGGCAAGCUACUCUUUCAAGUCUUAAUCCAAGGGGCCAAACAUUCAAAUAGUAACAUGCUGUAUCCAUUCAAAACCAAACAGCAAAGCAUACCCUGCCCCAUGAUGCCCUAUGGGACACUCUCCCAAUCUGAUCUUUCCAGAGGAUGUUUGGGGGCUUUGCCUGUAGGUUGCAGUCAUGAUCAUGAGACCAAAUUGGAUUGCAGUGGAGAACAGUCUGAAGAGCAAUUUCUUUGGGACUUGUUAAUCCACAGCAAAGGGAAAGUUUGCUGUCCAAAGCAAAGCUGUACUGAUAUUAACAUACCAUGCUCGACAUGACUCCCCUGAAAGGGUUAGCUUCCAUAAGGCAGAAGCUGCCAACAACAGUUGUCUCACUUUUGGGACACCAUCAACCAAUGGGAGUAUGUUCAGAUGAUAUAAUAGCUUCUAACUUGUGUGUCAUUGGUUGAAAGUGUUUGUUGCUCGCUAUUAUCCUGGAGAGUUAUGGGGUGGAGUUGGACAGAGAUUCUCCCUUUCUUAUUCAGUUCAGCCAAACUCAUUAAAUGCCGGACUUGUUUCUCUAA
Messenger RNA from Caretta caretta (loggerhead turtle), 6646 nucleotides. RefSeq names its product leucine rich repeat containing 14 (gene LRRC14). Gene Ontology annotation, cellular component: cytoplasm. The record is from RefSeq and is a predicted model, not a curated record. NCBI's taxonomy places the organism in Eukaryota, Metazoa, Chordata, Testudines, Cheloniidae. Gene Ontology annotation, molecular function: protein binding.